GGCCUCCAGCGUCCCUCGCCCCCAAAAGAACAUAGACUGCAACGCUAGUGGCCAUUACAAGAACUACAAAAUUUCCUCACUAAGCGACCUACCCCCACCAUCGAAAAUUAGAGGCAGUCGGGAGACCUGUAUACAAGACCGUGCCAUAAGGAAACAAAACAGCUGACCGCAGUAACGUGCGCGAAAGUAGAUUCCGUAACUGAAUGAAUUGUCUCACACGCCUUCGAAUUUGUUGCACGGAUGAAUAACACUACGAUGUCAGCGACCAAGAAACACACGACCGAGAAACAGCGGCUGAAAAAGAUGAGCAAGGCGCAGGUGCAGUUAGCUGUGAUAAAAAAGAAGCGAUGCGAUGCGAAAGCCCUCGCGAUAGUCGAACAGCUCCUGGAGUCGCACGUGAAUCCUGACUGGCUCCUCCAAAAUCUAGGAUUCAUAAGUAAAAGCCACAUGGAAGAUGCGAUAGAGGAGAGAGCGAUAGUGAAGCUGUGCGGUUACGUUCUCUGCUCGAAUCAACUGACCGUCGUCAUCCGGCAACAGUUUCACAUAUCGAUGCGCAGGAAUAAGGUGUACGACGUGAGCAGGCGGAAGAACUUUUGCAGCUCGUCGUGCUAUGGGGCGGCCCAAUUUCUCCUAGAGCAGAUGCUCGAGAGUCCGCUGUGGUUGAGGGAGAAAGAGGACACAACACCGGUCUUCCACAUUCUGCCUCUCAACUCUACACCUGGGCAGUGCGGGGACGAGAUCAACGUGGAAUAAUAAGUAUUAAAAACAAAUUUUGCCUCGGAAUCUUGAAAAAGGCCUCCGAUGGCAGAUUGGAGGAAAAAAAAUUGCAAGAGUUCGAUUUAGACUGUAAUGCCGUUGAAUAAAUAGAAUAACAUUUUUUCA
Vollenhovia emeryi is the source of this 882-nucleotide messenger RNA. RefSeq names its product putative RNA polymerase II subunit B1 CTD phosphatase RPAP2. Bases 241 to 753 code for a protein of 170 amino acids. Gene Ontology annotation, cellular component: cytoplasm; nucleus. NCBI's taxonomy places the organism in Eukaryota, Metazoa, Arthropoda, Insecta, Hymenoptera, Formicidae. The record is from RefSeq and is a predicted model, not a curated record. The transcript is spliced from 4 exons. Gene Ontology annotation, molecular function: RNA polymerase II CTD heptapeptide repeat phosphatase activity; RNA polymerase core enzyme binding.